This is a messenger RNA of Cloeon dipterum, 3019 nucleotides long. RefSeq names its product serine/arginine repetitive matrix protein 2-like. Lineage: Eukaryota; Metazoa; Arthropoda; Insecta; Ephemeroptera; Baetidae. The coding region runs from base 201 to 2987 and encodes 928 amino acids. The record is from RefSeq and is a predicted model, not a curated record. Gene Ontology annotation, cellular component: RNA N6-methyladenosine methyltransferase complex. The transcript has 16 exons. Gene Ontology annotation, molecular function: metal ion binding.
CACAGAACCGGCUGUGCGUGCAUUGACGAAGACACAAACAAAUUUCGUGGUGCACAGCAGUGCUCGCAGGGUUUGAUCCAGCUUCUAGUGCCUUUGAUCAAGUGAAGUAAAUACAGGAAAGACGAGAUUGACAGCGGGAAGCAGAAGGCAGCCGCAAUCACAAUGCGAUUGGGUUGCCGAGCGGGGCACUGUGCGAAGGUAUGAUGUCGGCCUCGACCAGCAGGAAUAAACGCAAAAACCAGCCGGUGGAGAAACCUAGUGGACCGCGUCCCAGUGUCUUCGAUCGUUUGGGUACCAAAGCCAGCAACAGCCAGCAGACAGUCGACUCGCAAAACAGAUCGAAUUUUUGCCAUCAUUGGAGGAAUACAGGCAACUGCCCUUUUGGUGCAUCUUGCAAAAAUGCUUCCUUCCACGUACUGAUCAGUCCGUCAAAGCGUGCAAAGGGAAUAGAAAAAGAUAGCAAAGAGUUAAGUAGAAGCCAAAAAGAGCAACUUGCCAGAGGCAAAAAAGGCAAAGGAGAUAACUGGGCUGAGCUUGACGAAGGAGAACUCGAGCGGCGCAGACUUCUGCUGCAGAAGGAGCUUGAACUGCAGACCAGGCAGGAGAUGAAGAAAAAGCCUAUCAAAAAGCAGAAAAGAUCCAGUUCAUCCAGUAGUAGUUCUACCGCUCAGACUUUCUCUGAAUCUAGCAAAGCAUCAUCGUCUAAAAGUGCUCAGCCUACAAAGAGGAAACCAAGAGCACGCAGGAGAAAAGGAAAAGGAGGAGGCUUAGUAAAUAAACAAGUUCCGAAAGAACUCGAAACCAAGAGAAUGAGGGAAAAUACUAAAGACAAUAAGAAAAGGUCGAGCUCCUCAGGCCGUCAGGAGCGGAGGUCUAGAUCCAAGCAUAGGACUGGAUCCAGCUCUGGGCCAAAAAGGAGGAAGAACUCUUCCUCUUCGGACAACUCAAGCUCUGAAAGGAAGCGUCAGCAGAGCAAACCGUCUUCCCAUCAAAGCAAAAUGAAAGGCAGGAGUCCAUCGCCAGAUAGAAAGAAGAAGCAGCCCCCUGCUGCUUACGACAAAAAGUUGUCUCCGCCUCGCAGGAGGGAUGUACCUGAAAGCCGCAGGAACUCUCCUCCAAGGGGAAGGAAGCGCUCCCCCAGCCCUGCCAGGCCUAGGAGGAGGACGCCCAGCCCCAGGGCAAAAAACGUCAAAAAACAUGAAUCAAGAAAUAGCUCUCCCACGGUUAACCGUCACCGCUCGCCUUCUCCAGAGAGGAAAGAAAGCCGAAGGGGUCAAACACCUCCUUCGCCACAUGAUCGCCAUCCCCAGAGAAGUAGUGGGGGUGGUCGCAGCUCCAGGAGGAACAGUCCUGAACCACACAGAGCCCCUCCAAGCAGGGACUCACGAGGUCGGCCUCAGGGCGGGAGGAGUCCAGAACGUCGUCCCAGAGCAUCUUCUAGAGAGCUGCGGGAAUGUGUGGACAAAAGGGACUACCAAAGGCAGGAGUACAGUAGCCCUGCUCCUGCUAGAGUUCACCCCAGGGGAUCUCCAGACAACGCUGGACGCCCAAGUAGUCGCGACAGAAGGGAUGAGCCGUCCAGCAGUCGCGAUAAAGUUCGGCUCAAAGAGGGUGACAGGGACAGGCGUAGGGACCCACCCUCUGACAAGUCCAGGGACCGAGCGAGGGGGCGUGACGAGGAGCUGCCCUCCUUGAUGAAUAUUAUGACCCAGCAUCCCCAGCACUCACCUAGAAGAGGAGGCGGAAGGGAUGAAUCCCAGGACCACAGGAGCUCUGGGAGAGAAAGAGGACGGUACGAUCGUUAUGACGAUCGAGGUGAAGGUUCAAAUCACCCCGAAGAGCAACGUGGUGCUAAGCGGUCCUCAAGAAGGGAUAGUCCUUCGCGUCAAAGGUCGCAGAAAGGCGGACGCGACUGGACUGACCAUCCUGAGCAGCGGGACAAGGAUUGGGAGAGGAGAGGCAAAAGUGGAACGUCAGGUCACCGCGAUUGGGAGGAGCCUGCUAAGCAGAAUCGAGGAGGCAAGGGGCACAGGAGGGCUCAGAGUCCUCUGGGUUCUGCCAGUCCAAUAAAGGAAAAUGAGAAAGAUCUGGAUGUCAAGCCUGAAGAGGUGACUGACCAGAGGAGAUCUGAAGGCCAUCAGAUAGGUGAUGAUGACUCCACAGAGCCUCCAAGCAAGAAGACUUGUCAAGAGGGUGAUAUCCAAGCUGGUUCUGGGGUAAUGGUUGAGUCCGACUUUAGCGAUUUCAGCGAUGACGAUGAUGAUAUUUUGAAUGCAGAUGUUGCGGAAGAAAAUAAUGAAGCAACAAUGGAAGCGGAUGAGAAGCUUGACAGCGCUGAAGGGGAUAAACUGGAAAAGGAGGAGGAUGAGCCUGUGGAGGAUAUUCUCGAGGACAUGGACUUUGAAGAAAUUUCUGAUGGUGAGCUUGACGCUGAGGAAAUCAAAGCAGGUGCUGAUGCUCUGAGUGUGGACUGGGCUGCUCUCUUGACCCAGACGCGUCCUGUAAAGAAAGAUGAAUCGGAGGCAAUCAUCAACAGGUGGGACAUGACAACAGCGCUGUCUCGAAUUGGCGUUCCUCAAUCACUGAGAGGGAGCCCUCACCUGAAGGAUCUUGGUCUGGAGCCACCUGAGACGGAAAUUCGCACCAAGAUGGAAGACAACAAAGAGCGAAUGUCGUUUCUGUUUGACAAGGAGACAAAGCUGCAGGACAAGGUGCCAGGGGUUCAUGCUGCCAUUGUCAUGAAGAAGGAACAGAUUGCUAAUAUCCUCAAUCCCAGGCAUCAACGAGGCAUCGAUUUUGCUUAUGGAGAGCAGCUUAAGAAAAUCUGUCCAUUCGUGAUUCAGAAUGGUGGAGCUAGCAGCAACAGAGACAGAAGUGUUUCCUCAAGUGUGAAACAAUUGGUAUUGGACAUGCUGAAGGGAAGCUGCAAGUUGGAAGAAGUGCAGAGCUGUCUUCAGGGGGAACCUAGAAAGGUCGAGGUGUCAUGAACGACUAAAUAAAAAAAUUGAAUUAUUUUAAA